CAAAGUAAGUGUCAGCCCCCUCCACAGAGCCCCACCCACUACUCCAUGAUGCCUUCUCCAAAGAUAUUUCCAAAACAUUAUCGAGCAAAUUUAUCACCGCUGGCUAGUAUGUCUGUAGCAGAAACAAGUACCGUAAGUCCUACCAUCACUUCAACAUUGGCCGUCACCACCACCACUACAAACAUAUCAGGUGUGGGCGCCCUCACAGUGGAGGCCACCACAAGCAGUACCACCCACGCCUCACUAGAGCCUGCUCCGGUGUCGCCCAGACAGAAAUCUCUAGCCGCUGAUGGGACCCCAGCCACCGGCAACCAGACAUGGGGGCCACAGCGCAUGGUGGAACUAGCACGGGAACCCAAUAGGGGGCUGGGCAUCAGUAUAGUGGGAGGAAGAGUGGAUCUGUUUCAUGUCCAGCAGGAAAACACAAUCUCAGGAAUUUUUAUCAAACAUGUAUUAGAUGACAGUCCUGCUGGAAAAAAUGGCACCCUCAAAACCGGAGACCGAAUCCUGGAGGUUGAUGGUAAGGAUCUUCGAAAUGCAUCACAUGACCAGGCCGUAGAGAUAAUCAGGCAUGCAUCAACACCAGUCAAGUUCCUCGUCCAGAGCCUCACUGACCAAAUAUGUCCAACGGACUUGGAAAUUGAUACUAAGUCAGUACAGUCAUAUGAAGAGGCUUUCUCUCUACCACAACAGACAAUUGAUGUGGGCGUGGUCAGUGAGCAAUCAACACCCCCUCCUUCAGUUGAGGUUGUGGAAGAGGACAGUGGAGUGGAGGAUGAAUAUGGGUACACACUAAAACGGAUACAACGACGCUAUGGUGACCUGACGGGGGCCCUUCACCUUGUGGACCUCAAGAAGAGCGGGAAUGGCUUAGGAAUCAGUUUGGCUGGCAACAAAGAUCGCAAUACAAUGAGCGUCUUUGUGGCAGGCAUACAGCCUGAGAGUGUGGCAUGGCGUGAUGGCCGCAUACAUAUUGGUGACGAGCUUUUAGAGGUGAAUGGCCAAGUUCUCUCUGGCAGGAGUCACCUCAACGCCUCGGCCAUCAUCAAAGGCUUGACCGCAUCUGUGGUCAAGAUAGUUCUUGUCAGGAGACAAGAUAACUUGGAGCACAUGGCAGUGAAGCCAUUGAAACCGACUGCAGCAGCUGUGUCCUCAGAGGAUAUUCGUUCCCUUCCAAGUCAUUCCCAACCAGCAACUAUUGCUACCACCCCUGACCCUUCCAUAGAAACAGGGGGGGCUAAUCUAAGUCCACAAGAUGUUUUCCAGGUUUUUAAUCUCCAAAAGGGAUCCUCAGGUCUUGGUUUUGCCAUAGUGGAGGAGAACAGAGAAGGGAGACAGGGUAUCUACGUCCGAAGUAUCACAGCUGGGGGAGUGGCAGCUCAGGAUGGUCAGUUGAGUGUAAGUGAUCAGAUCCUGGAGGUCAGCGAUCGGCCACUUACUGGGGUCCAUUAUGAUAAAGCAAUAGAAAUUUUACGCAAUAGUCAGGGGACUGUGAGGUUAAAAGUGCGAAAGUGUGGGGAGAACAACACCCAGGCUUCCAGUGGCCACAGUCCACAACAAAACACUGUCUUUCAAGUGGCAAGUAGUGCCCCAGGGGAGUCAUCAACAGACCCUGUCACCCAGUCUCCUAGUCAGCAGCAAGACACAGUUCCACACGACCCUUUCACAUGUCCAGUCAUUCCAGGAAAAGAAACGACAAUAGAAAUUGAGAAGGGCCGCACAGGGCUUGGGCUCAGUAUAGUGGGUGGGGCCGACACUCUUCUAGGUGCAAUCAUUAUCCACGAGGUGUACGAGGAUGGUGCUGCAGCCCGUGAUGGCCGCCUCUGGGCUGGAGACCAGGUUCUAGAUGUAAAUGGGGAGGACCUAAGGGAGGCUACCCAUGAUUAUGCAAUCCAGGUGCUACGCCAGACUCCGCCAACAGUGAAAAUUUCUGUGUUCCGUGAUGAUAACCAAGUCAAGGAGGAAGACAUUUACAACAUAUUUGCCGUAGAGCUUAUGAAGAAGCCUGGGCGAGGGCUUGGGCUCAGUAUUGUCGGCAAACGCAAUGAUGUUGGGGUCUAUAUCUCUGAUAUUGUGAAGGGGGGUGUAGCAGAGGCCGAUGGCAGACUUAUGCAAGGGGACCAGAUCUUAGCCGUCAAUGGGGAGGACAUGAGAAAUGCAACUCAGGAGUAUGCUGCCACUGUGCUCAAGACAACGAUGGGGAAGAUAAAUCUGUCCGUAGGGAGACUAAAGGCUGGCUCUCGUACCUCCUCCAGACGUAAUUCUAAUUCUGGAAAUGCUCUCAAGAAAUCAGAAUCCACCGCUAGCAACAAGUCGCGAGGGAAACACAACAAAAGUCAAAGUGAGGACAUCAGUUCUCAUAUACGGGUUGUAGAAUUGCAGCAUGACGCUGCCGGCUCCCUCGGUCUCAGCAUCGCAGGGGGAAUUGGUAGCUCCAUCGGGGAUGUGGCCGUCAUGAUUGCCAACAUGACACCUGGAGGACCGGCAGAAAAGAGUCAUAAUCUAAAGAUUGGAGAUAAGAUUUUACAGAUUAACACCCAGGUAAUUGACGGCCUGAGCCAUGAUGAGGUUGUCCAGCUGCUUAAGACACCAGGUGUAGUCAAACUACAAGUCCAACAUGGUGAGGAGAAGCGAGUAAGUGUGAGUGGCCACCCCUCUCGCCAGGUUAGCAUGGAUAUGUCACAGGAAAUAGCUAACGCCCCGCUGGUACCCGCUGCCACAGACAACGUGUUUGAUGGAGAAGAAGACGGUGCCCCUCCACAGCAGAAAGUCAUCACUUUAGUGCGAGGAGGAGAUGGAUUGGGCUUCUCCAUUGUGGGUGGUCAUGGAAGCCCCCACGGGGACCUUCCUAUCUAUGUCAAAAACGUUUUCGCCAAAGGUGCAGCAGCAGAAGACGGAAAUCUCAAAAGAGGGGAUCAAAUCCUCAUAGUGAAUGGAGACAGCCUGGAGGGCUGCACUCAUGAACAGGCUGUGGUUAUACUAAAAAAAGCCAAGGGAAAUGUUGUCAUGACGAUCCUUACAUCAUAGCAACAUUGAGGAUUGUUAACAUAUCCUUGUUCGCAAAGAUUUGUUUUACCAAAAACAUUAUAUGCCCCAUUCCUAAUUGUACAGUGUGAUCUGUUUAGAUUUUUUUCUUUUUUUUUCAAAUCAAGCCCAGUAUCAUCAGUGAAUGUCGGAGAUAACGAGAGCGAAAGGACACCGUUUUUCAGUAUUCAUUAUGAUGAUGCAUACAUUUUUUGUCUUGGAAUGUGGUAUUUUCUAUUGGUUGAAAACCUUACCUAUGUUACCUUGAGACAAAAUUGAGAAUUUGAUGUUUUAAAUUAUGAUUUUGUACAGCAUUUUCACUUGUCAAAAAAUGUUUUUGUUGUUGCACAAAGUUCUAUAUUUACCAAAUGAUGAUGUUCAGAAACGUUGACAAUAUGGCACAUUGUAGAUACAAUUAAUGGUCAGAUGAAUUGCUUGAAGUUGGUUCAAAAUACAAACAACAUUAUAAUGUGAAGAGAAGUGACAGUCCUGCCUGUAUAAAUAAAAACAUUGUUGUCAGUUAUGUCUUCAGAUAGGCGUGUAUGCCCCGGCGCCCACCAACGUGUUUGUCAGUCACAUGCAUUCACGAUAAUAUCUCUUACACUUACAGAUUGAAUACAACUAGACUUGAUCACUUUUGUUAAGACUGCAAACACGGGGUCAAAGUUCAUCAGUUCUUGUGUAAUAUGCGAUCCUUGCUAUUGUAUAAUAUUGUACUAUUUUUUACAACUUUUGGUAAGGGAUUUGUUGCACAUUGUCAAUGUAUGUUUUGGUUGUGGUGAUAGUAGGCUCUGCUAAUUACUUCUCACAAAUCAAUUAUGCAAUUUAUAUUUGAAAAUAUUGACAUUUGUUUUCACCCAGUAUAUGUAAAUAUGUUUAUAAUGUGUAUGCCUUAAGUUAUAAGUUGAUCUACCAGGCAUUCCCGUAGAGUUAUGUAUAAAUUUUAUUUGUGUUACACAUCUAUAAUUCAGUUUGUUAGUUUUAAUAUAGUGUAUGUAUCUACUUAUCUAUAAAGGGUCUUUUUAUACAGUACAAAUACCCUAGAGUUAUAUAGCCCAGAGAUUUAUGUAGAUUGGUAUCAAAGGAGAUAGAAAAUAUGUAUAUAAAUCGCCAAGGACAACAAAUUCACAUAAAUUAGUAGCAAGCAGAACACUGGAGAGUUCCAUUGGGGUUUGCAGUACAGUAUAUACAGUAACCUCCCCUUAAUUUUAUUUUAGCUAUAACUUGAGCAUGAUGGCUAAGGAACCACAUGUUGGUAGCUCAAGUUGUAAAGACAAAGGUAAUGAUCAUCAGUCCAGGUUUCGAGUCCUGAAUGUUAAGAAUGAUGUACCCUCAUCAGAAAAAAUGUCAAUAUUGUUAAUAAACAAGAACUUUGUCAAAAUAAAAAUCAUAUAUAAAUCGGGUUGGUGAUAUGCAAGUUUUUGAUGUGUUAAAGGGACAAUUUUCUCUGGUAAGUUCAUAUUUGAAAAGAUUGAGUAGUGGGAUAUAGAAGUGUUUAGCCUGCAUACAACUCUUUAAAAACUCCCCUAAGAAUGGUUUAACUGAAUUUAUUUAACUUUGUAGACUUACAACUAUUUCACUCAUAUUGGGCAUAUACACUACCAAAAACUUUUACUAAAAUACUAUUUAAUGAACAAUCCCUGUUUUAAGGGUAUGGCUACUGACGAAGUUAUUAACAAUAUGCUUGUGGUUGUGUGAUAAUUGUAUACAGAAAAACCUACUUACAUUGAACCUGUCUAAUAUGACCCUUGGGUAUUCUGACAUCAUGUUUCAUCUGAUAUAAUGCUGUUUUCCCACUGAAAAAACUACCAAAUUAAUGAUUUUGUAUUCUGAAUGCUUGUCUAAUCUGACCAUUUUGUUUUCCACAUGGUGUCAGAUAAGACAGGUUCCACUGAAGAAGUACAUACAAAAAUAUGUAUCAUUUUUGUUACUAACAAAAUAAUUGUACAUUCUACUUGUAUGAUCUUGUACAAACACUUAUUAUGUGAUCUUGUACGAUAUCACAAAUUACUUGCCUGAUCUUGUAUUUUCAAAUCAAAUUCACAUUUCUUUUUGUUGGUUUGCUUGUUUAAAUAUUUGAAUGUUUUUCUUUCUUAUCAAGAUUGUUGUUUAAUAUACGCUGAAGUAUGGCUGUGCAUUUUAUGUGUUACAUUUUUAUUGCAAAAAGUCUGUAUGAAGCCACUAAUGUAAGUC
Molecule: messenger RNA, 5217 nt
Organism: Mizuhopecten yessoensis (Yesso scallop)
Lineage: Eukaryota; Metazoa; Mollusca; Bivalvia; Pectinida; Pectinidae
Product: multiple PDZ domain protein-like
Exons: 23
Coding region: 46-3027 (993 amino acids)
Molecular function (GO): protein binding
Source: RefSeq, a predicted model, not a curated record